AUGGAGGUAUGGUUUCCGUUCGGGCAAAACAAUAAUGGAACUGAUGAAGCAAAUUUACAAAACAGAAGUACCGAAGAGAACCAAAUGUACAAAUCAACUUCAAGAUCUUCUCAAUUUUGGGGCCUUGUAGGGAAGGAGAUAAAUGAAGAAGUGUCUACUCAUGCAUCGACAGUUUCCAAUACAACUCCAUUAAUGUCAGCGGCUGCAGCUGCGAUGGCUCAAAGUUUCUUCAACAGAGAAUCUUCUGGAUCAACAAAUAACCAUUUAAAUACGCUCCUUAGUGCAGCAGCAGUUACCAAUUUACAUCAUGGACCAAAUAUGAGAGUUGGAGGCUUUCCAUUAUUUAAUCAAUCACCUUCAAGUUCAAUUGCGUCGGAACACAGCGCUUCUUCACCAAAUAGGAACUACUUUUCUCCGUCAGGUGAAACUUAUGCCCACGGAUACAUGCAAGGGAAUUCUUCUUCGAGAAUUGGGACCCCUAAUCAACUCCACCGCCCUCCUCAAAUUCCCAUCGGUCCACCACCUAAUUUGCCACCGCUUCCUCCGAAUCAAAUUCAACCACCCCCAAACUAUAUAGUUGGAGGAAAUAUCUCCUCUUCUGCUGAUCUUAACGUUGGAUCUGCCUCGACAGGAAACAUCAGCAGUAGUAUGGAACAAAUAUGGCCAUGGAUGACUGUUGUUGGUAAGUAUUCAACUUCCAAUGAUUUGUUGAUUUUAUCUUAA
Molecule: messenger RNA, 723 nt
Organism: Rodentolepis nana
Lineage: Eukaryota; Metazoa; Platyhelminthes; Cestoda; Cyclophyllidea; Hymenolepididae
Source: the annotation of a GenBank genome assembly